AAACCACACAACCCUUUUCCGAGUCUAACAACAAAAAAAAUCCCAUCUCGCUUCACCCAUGCUCCUCCUCGCUCCCUCACCAGCGGCGGCGGCGGCCGCCGCUCGCCGGAGGAAGGUCGGUGGAUCAGCCCUCCGCGUCCGCUGCUCGAGCGUGCGGGAACUGGAGAGAUCCCCGAACCCUCGUCCGGGGGAGCGGCUGCCGCCGCUGCGGGAGGCGAAGCGGGUGGUGCUGGUGCGGCACGGGCAGAGCACCUGGAACGCGGAGGGGCGGAUCCAGGGGAGCUCCGACAUCUCCGUGCUAACGCCCAAGGGCGAGUCGCAGGCGGAGACCUCCCGCCUCAUGCUCCUCUCCGACUCCUUCGACGCCUGCUUCACCAGCCCGCUCGCCCGCUCCCGCCGCACCGCCGAGAUCAUCUGGGCCGACCGCGACGACGACCUCAUCCCGGACUCUGACCUCCGCGAGAUCGAUCUCUACUCCUUCCAGGGAUUGUUGAAGAAUGAAGGGAAGGAGAGGUAUGGAGUUAUCUACCGGCAGUGGCAGAAGAACGCGGCCAACUUCAGCAUUGAUGGGCACUACCCAGUGCGGGAGCUCUGGGACCGCGCACAGAACUGCUGGGAGAGGAUCCUGGCACAUGAGGGCAAGUCGGUGCUUGUUGUUGCACAUAAUGCAGUGAACCAGGCUCUUGUUGCCUCUUCGUUGGGACUUGGCACAGAGUACUUUCGGAUUCUACUUCAGAGCAAUUGUGGUGCUAGUGUGCUGGAUUUCACCCCUCAGGCUGGUGGAGGGCCUCCAGCUGUAUGCCUUAACCGCUUAAAUCAGACGCCAAAUUCUCCUGUUGCCUCAGGAAGUUCUGCAGGGAGAAAGACAAGCAAGAGGAUUAUCCUAGCAUGUCAAGGAGCUACACAGAACAGUGCAGAGAUUGGUGUCAGUGGAAUGGGGUAUGCACCGCUUAACAUGCUUGGGAUUAUACAGUCUCAGAAGACUGCAGAACUACUUUUAGAUCAAAAGGUAAAUGGUAUUCUCUGUAGCCCACAAGUUGCAGCAUUUGAUACUGCUACUACUAUAUGCGAGGUUCAAGAGGCUGCAGAUUGCUUAGGUGCUGACUGUGUGCCUCGUUAUGUGGAAAUGAAGAAACUGCUAGAACUAGAAAUUGAUGAUGCCUUCCAAACAAAGCAAAAGAGCUUUGGAGAAAUAGCUCAGUCUGGGUGGCUGGGCAGCAUGGAAUACAAAACUCUGGAGGGGCUAUGGAACCAGUCGAAAGCUGCAUGGCAAGCCUUGCUAAAUGAGUUGCAAGAUGAUACUUCAGAAAGAAUUCUGGUGGUCGUAGGACAUCCGGGUAUAAAUCUAGCAUUGAUUUGCAGGUGUCUGGAUUUAACGAUGGACUACAUGUCAUCUUUUCAUCUAGACGAUGGCAGCAUCAGUGUGAUCGAUUUCCCAGAUGGACCAAAAGGAAGAGGUGUUGUCAGAUGCACAAAUUACACAGCCCAUCUAGGAAGAUGGUCAAUACCUAUUACCAGGACCAUGGAAACUGAUGAAGAGUUCUAACUUCCUGCAAGGUAAUGUUCUGGUGUAACAUCCUUCAGGAAAGCUAAGUAUGUCAAUAUCUUAUACUGAUGUACAUACUGGCAUCUUGAUUAAUAUCUGUAGAUCUGAUAUGUAAAUAGCAUCCUUCUUUCAAACAAAAGGAAUAUGUAAAUAACCUUUUUUUCUGAAGCUAAACAGUAAAAGUAUCAUACUGUUUAUAUGUAAACAUCAUUUCAUAUCCACCA
This is a messenger RNA of Oryza sativa Japonica Group (Japanese rice), 1770 nucleotides long. Its product is annotated as 2-carboxy-D-arabinitol-1-phosphatase. Lineage: Eukaryota; Viridiplantae; Streptophyta; Magnoliopsida; Poales; Poaceae. The record is from RefSeq and is a predicted model, not a curated record. Gene Ontology annotation, cellular component: cytoplasm; cytosol. Gene Ontology annotation, molecular function: phosphatase activity.